Messenger RNA from Bufo gargarizans (Asiatic toad), 3140 nucleotides. Its product is annotated as B-cell receptor CD22-like. The transcript is spliced from 17 exons. The record is from RefSeq and is a predicted model, not a curated record. The coding region runs from base 56 to 2512 and encodes 818 amino acids. Lineage: Eukaryota; Metazoa; Chordata; Amphibia; Anura; Bufonidae.
GUCUUCAUGAACUUGGACAUUGUCUGGAUUUAGUCACUGACAAACCUAAUACAGAAUGAACGCCGUGAAGCAGAUGUAUCUUCUCCUCAUCUGUGAAGGCUUCUAUCUGGGUUUUGUGUGUCAGGAGUGGACGUUCCCUUCUACAAUCACUGCUCUGAUCGGCUCCUGUGUGGAGAUUCCUUGUACAUAUCAUCCUGCCAAUACCUCAGGGACGUCCCGCACUGUGUGGUACUUAUAUAAGUAUAUACAGAGAGAUCCAGAGAUCCUAAACAUCAGGGACUCAUCUUCAGUAAUGGCAGAAUACAGAGACCGGACCUCACUGGUACCAGGAGAGAACAGCUGCACCCUGAGGAUAGACCCUGUGAGAGGAGAAGAUGGUGGUAAUUAUUAUUAUCCAGGAGACAGAAAUACAGAUGCAUUCAGGACACAAUCUGUAAGAGUUCAACUCCAUGUCACAGAUAAAGUGAAUGUUUGGCUUUAUCGGUCUAAUGUUAUGACUGAAGGAGAAGCCACCAUUAUACGAUGUGCUGUAGACCACACGUGCCGCUCCAGUCCUCCUUCUUUACGAUGGAACAAACCUGGACAAGUGAAAAAUAAUUCAGUGGAGGUUUCUCAAGGAGACUGGAGAGAAGAAUCAGAACUUACUUACAUUCCUUCAUAUGUGGAUCAUGGGAGUCCUGUUCAGUGCAUCGCUACGUAUCCUAAUGGGGAAGACUUAGAUUUAUCAGGAACACUGAACAUCAAAUAUGCACCAAAAAAUGUGACUGUCGCUGUCAUCGGUAUAGAUAAUGUGAUGGAAGGAAGUGAUAUGAAGUUGCAAUGUAACAGCUUCUCCAAUCCUGCUGUAUAUGAUCAUGAAUGGUACAAAGGGAAAUCCAAAUUACCAGAUACAGGACGGGAGAUCACAGUGAGGAAUGUGAGCAGGGACAUGGAGCCCUAUUCCUGUGCUGUAAGAAAUAGUAUGGGUAGAGGAGAAUCAGCCCCGACAGAGAUACCUGUACAAUAUGCACCAAAAAAUGUGACUGUCGCUGUCAUCGGUAUAGAUGAAGUGAUGGAAGGAAGUGAUAUGAAGUUGCAAUGUAACAGCUUCUCCAAUCCUGCUGUAUAUAAUUAUGAAUGGUACAAAGGGAAAUCCAAAUUACCAGACACAGGACGGGAGAUCACAGUGAGGAAUGUGAGCAGGGACAUGGAGCCCUAUUUCUGUGCUGCAAGAAAUCAUUUGGGUAGAGAAGAAUCAGCCCCGACAGAGAUACCUGUACAAUAUGCACCAAAAAAUGUGACUGUCGCUGUCAUCGGUAUAGAUGAAGUGAUGGAAGGAAGUGAUAUGAAGUUGCAAUGUAACAGCUUCUCCAAUCCUGCUGUAUAUAAUUAUGAAUGGUACAAAGGGAAAUCCAAAUUACCAGACACAGGACGGGAGAUCACAGUAAGGAAUGCGAGCAGAGACAUGGAGCCCUAUUCCUGUGCUGCAAGAAAUCAUUUGGGUAGAGGAAAAUCAGCCCCGACAGAGAUAUCUCUACAAUAUGCACCAAAAAAUGUGACUGUCGCUGUCAUCGGUAUAGAUGAAGUGAUGGAAGGAAGUGAUGUGAAGUUGCAAUGUAACAGCUUCUCCAAUCCUGCUGUAUAUAAUUAUGAAUGGUACAAAGGAAAAUCCAAAUUUCCAGACACAGGACGGGAGAUCACAGUAAGGAAUGUGAGCAGAGACAUGGAGCCCUAUUCCUGUGCUGCAAGAAAUCAUUUGGGUAGAGGAGAAUCAGCCCCGACAGAGAUACCUGUACAAUAUGCACCAAAAAAUGUGACUGUCGCUGUCAUCGGUAUAGAUGAAGUGAUGGAAGGAAGUGAUGUGAAGUUGCAAUGUAGCAGCUUCUCCAAUCCUGCUGUAUAUAAUUAUGAAUGGUACAAAGGGAAAUCCAAAUUACCAGACACAGGACGGGAGAUCACAGUGAGGAAUGUGAGCAGGGACAUGGAGCCCUAUUCCUGUGCUGCAAGAAAUCGUAUGGGUAGAGGAAAAUCAUCCCCGACAGAGAUAUCUCUACAAUAUAAAGUCCUCAGUUCUACAAAUAUUAUAAUUCCAGCAACUAUCGGAACAAUCUUCUCCCUGCUACUGCUUGGAUUGGUUGCAUUGGCUACCUAUUUUUGUUGGAGAAAAAAAAAAUGCCAGAAAUUAACAAGCAAUGAGACUGAAGCACCCCCUGAUGCCACAUACACUGACCUGAUAAAACAAGAUAUUGAAAGCGAUUAUGAACAAUUCAAGACUGAAGCACCCCCCGAUGCCACAUACACUGACCUGAUAAAACGGGAUAUUGAAAACGAUUAUGAACAAUUCAAGACUGAAGCACCCCCCGAUGCCACAUACACUGACCUGAUAAAACGAGAUAUUGAAAACGAUUAUGAACAAUUCAAGACUGAAACAUGCGCAGAUGGCACGUACACUGACUUGAUGAAAAAAGACAUGGACAAUGCUUAUGAAGAAUUAAAGGAUCAUGGACACCGGGAGGAUGUGCAUAAUUUAUGAUGAGGCAUAUACUCUGUCAUAAAAUAAGAGCAUCUCCUGACAGUGCAGCCGAACAUGUAGCUACCCUGACUAUGGGAGCCUAAUAUGAGAAAAAUCUAACAACCUUCCCAUCAUUUACUUCAAGAUAAUAGAAGAGGAACAUCACUGAUAGAUCCCUCAACAAACCAUGGAUGUUUGGAGUCAUAGAUGAAACAUGGGAUGUACCGCAAAUGGGCUGAAUUAAGUUUAAGCACCCAAUGUCUUAUAGGGAAAAUGAAUAACACAACAGACUUUGCUUCUUUUAUAGUAACAGUUGGAUUGCCAAAGAGGAAUGCCAAACCGGUACUGUUGAGCAUGCCAAGUGGAGCCAAAUCACCCUUCCCUUAAAGACUUUUUCCAUUUAAUAUUUCUAAUGCUUCUCUACAGCUGUUUAGCAGAUACUUUUUCUGACACAGAGCUUCACAUGAACUUAUAUGUUCAUCCACCAGGAGAGGAGCCAAAGAAAUGACUACAUACUUUUUAUAUCUGCCACUUAAAAGGGUUGUCCGAGUUAUGAAAAAAUAUAUAUAUAGCACUGAAAAUCUGAUGGGCAGCAAUAUAUAACUAAGCGAAGCAAGUUUUAUGCAACAAAUAUAUCUAUUUCCUAAUU